Messenger RNA from Abrus precatorius (Indian licorice), 3405 nucleotides. RefSeq names its product filament-like plant protein 7. The record is from RefSeq and is a predicted model, not a curated record. Bases 50 to 3196 code for a protein of 1048 amino acids. Lineage: Eukaryota; Viridiplantae; Streptophyta; Magnoliopsida; Fabales; Fabaceae. The transcript has 6 exons.
AGACAGCAUCUAACAGAUAGCCAGAACAUUCAAUGGGUUACUUGAAAUCAUGAACCACAAGUCAUGGCUUUGGAAGAAAAGAUCUAUGGAGAAAACAAUCUUUGCAGUGGACAAAGCUGUCAAUCCUUCUAGAAUCAUUGAAGAAGAGGUACACAACCUUACAACAGAUAAGGAAACUGGACUGGAAAGAUCAUCAAUAAGUCUAAAUGAGAAGUUGGCAACAGUCCUCCUUGCUUCUCAUUCGGGAGAUGAAACUUUAGCAAAAUAUGCUCAAAAGUCCUCACAGGAAAUUAGAGGCAAAGACAAGACAAAACAGGAAGUGGAACCUGUUGAAGGUUUAGAUGGAAAAGCAUCUGCUGAAACUGUUUCUCCUAGAGAUGCAACAUUGCAGGAACCUUUGCAGCCACUAAACUGCGUUCAAGAAGAACAAGAGAAAAAAUUGUGUGAUGCCAUUCCAAAGAUAUCAAAAGAGCAUGAGAAGACUCGGAUAGAAUUGGAAGAGAAGUUGAGGGAAACAAGUAAAAGGAUAGAGGACUUAACUACUGAAAAUACUCAUCUAGCUAAUGCCUUACUAACCAAGGAGAAAUCAAUUGGUGACUUGGUUAAACAUAAACAAGAAACAGAUGCAGAGUUUAAUACAUUGAUGGCUAGGUUAGACUCCACAGAAAAGGAAAAUGCUUUCCUAAGAUAUGAGUUUCACAUGCUGGAGAAGGAGCUUGAGAUUCGGAAGGAGGAGAUGGACUAUAGCCGUCAGUAUGCAGAAGCAUCACAUAAACAGUAUCUUGAGAGUUCUCAGAAAGUCUCCAAAUUAGAAGCUGAGUGUCAAAGACUUCAUCUCAUGCUGCGCAAAAGAUCACCUGGUCCUGCUGGUUCGGUGAACAUGAAGAAUGAAGUUGGAAUGGUGAGAAGAAGAAAGUCAAAUCCUACCAGAGAUUUGAUUUGCAAAAAUAAUGACAUUGGAAACACCACUGAUUUGACUGAAAAAAAUUUCAGCUUGAUGAUCAAAAGUUUACAAGAUCUGGAUGAGGAGAACAAGGCUCUCAAAAGAAUUUUAACCAAGAAAAACUCUGAACUAGAUUCUUCAAGAAUCAUGUAUGCUGAAACCGCUUCUAGAUUAUCACAGGCUGAGAUUCUGCUUAGAAAGAUUUCUGAAAAUCAGAAGUCCAUGGAGCUAGCAAGGUGUUAUCCCACAUCAAAUGAACUUCCUUUGAUACCAAGUUUUGACAUUUAUAGUGAUGAUGAGGCUCUAUCUUCUGGAUCCUGGGCAAAUGCUCUUAUUUCAGAACUUGAACAUUUAAGAACUACAGAGGCUAAAAAUCACCGAAGCAGUAAAGCCAAUGAAGUUCAAGACAUGAGUUUCAUGGAUGAUUUUGUUGAGAUGGAGAAACGAGCUAUAGUUUCUAUAGAUACACCUCAAAAAGGAUACUGCUCUGACAUAACUGGAAGGGAGCUAGUGCCAGUUGAACAAGAUCAUCUAUGCUUCAGUGAGAGGAAACACGAGAUCAAAUCCAAGCAUACAACUGAAAAAUCAUUUGACUGGCUUCAGAUUGUUUUGAAUGCAAUCUUGGAGGAGAAAUUCAUAUCGAAGCGGAGUCUUGAUGAACUGUUUGAAGACAUAAAAAUAGCUUUGGGCUGCAUAAAUCCCACAGCUGCUUGUAAAUCUGACACAACUGAAAAGUCAAGGCAUCCUGGAGAAUCUGAUUCUUUUUAUGUUAACAGUUUCAAUGGUUUUGCAGAAGCAGAAAGCAAAAAACAUUUGAAUUCUAAUUUGAGAAAGUCAGUCCAUAGAAUUAUCAAGCUCAUUGAAGGGAUUGCUCCCAAUUCAUUUAUCUGCAACAAUAGUUCAGAUUGCAUGGAGGAAAACCAGCAUUCAGACACAUCCCAAUCGCCAACAUCAAAAGAAUAUUUUGUUCAUGUUUUCCAAUGGAAGGUCUCAGACUUGAAUCCCCUCCUGCAUCAACUUGUUCACACCUGCAAAGAUUUGUUAACAGGAAGAGCUGAUUUUGAGAAUUUUGUUGAGGAAGUGGCAUUUGCUAUGGACUGGAGCAUUAAUAACUGUGCCAACUCCACAAAUGCUUCAAUUGCAAGGGAUAAGAUCAAGAAGCAUUUCAGCUAUUAUCUACUCCAAAAUGAAAAUGAAAAUAAAACAGAUGUUGAAGAUAAACAGUCUUCUUACUCGCCCUCAUUUGCAUGUCCAGAUGAUCAGUGUGAGAUCUUCAACACAAAGAAUAGUCAGUGUGAUCACCUUGAAGAAAUUAGAACAUUGAAGGAUGAUUUGAGAAGCACCAAAACUGCAAGGAAAGACUUGGAAGUAAAGAUGCUUACAGCAAUCCACGAGAGUCAGAAGUUGACAGAACAAUGUCAAGAAGCACAAAAUAACAUCAAAGGUUUAGAAUCAGAAAUAGAGACACUGAAGGAAUCCAAUGCAAUAAUGGAAGAUCAGAUUGAAAAACAAAAGCUGAUAAAUGAAGAUCUUGACACACAGCUUACAAUGGCUCAGGCCAAAUUAAGUGACAUCUUCCAAAAGUUUUCCUCAUUAGAAGUCGAAUUAGAGGACAAAAAGCACUCUUACGAGGAACUAGAAGCAACAUGUCUUGAGCUUCAGCUCCAGCUUGAAAGCAUUGCAAAGAAGGAAUCUCCAACAUAUGGCAGAUACGAAGUAGAAAAGAUAUAUCAAACUGGCUGGGAGAUCACAUCUGCUUCAUCAAAGUUAGCAGAGUGCCAAGAAACCGUUCUAAACCUUGGAAAACAACUCAAGGCACUUGCUUCAUCAAGUGAAGCAGCACUUUUCGACAACAGGGUUGUCUCCACAACUAGUACUAUGGCCAACCCAACCCAGAAGAAGAACUUGAUCAAACGAUCCUCUCUACGCAAUCAAAUGCAAGCUGAGGAUGAAGCUAAAGCAGGGAAACAUCAAAAUGGGGUAAGUGAAAGUGAUAAAGAUGCGCAAAAGCCACCCCUUGUUCAAUCAGAAAACGAAAAUGCUCUUGAAACUCCUAAUAAUAGCAUUGUUAAAGGUUCAGAAACAAGUCUCACUUCAGAGCAAAAUGAUGGUAGGAACAAUGCCACUGGGUCUAUGGCAAUUGUGCAAAGUAAAAAGAAAGGAAGCUUUGGUUUUCUGAGGAAGCUGCUAUCGAGAAGAAAUAAAGGGAAGGGUAAGGGAACCAAGUUAUUGGCCAAAGCAAAGCACGAAUAAGAAUUUUGUUGCCUAGAAGUUUAAGCUCCCUGCUUCUGCUACCUGAUAUCAUGUUUGAAUUUAGCACGUCAUAGAUUUUGGUGUCACAUGCUUUUGUCUUUUAUUGGUUAGUGAUGGCUUUGAUGAGAGAGAGAGGGUUGCUUUUGUAAAUAUAGGUGGUGUACAGACGCAUUACUUCAUUGGUAUUUGAGAAUUGAGAUUAAACGGUG